UAUUUUUUUUUUCGGUGGAGAGAGAUCCAAAUCUUGGAGGGAUCACAAACUUCCCAAAAUUUGAAGUCGGUGCGGACUUGCAACCUUCGGAAACCUGAGACUUCAAAGUUACUUUCUAAUCCCAUUGGAAUCAGGAGUCCAAGUUCGAAGGGAAUUCACAACAGUAGCUUUAUAAACUCCUCCGUGUUGAGAUUUUUCUGCCGUACGUACGUCGUUGUCUCGGAGUAACUUUCAAUCUUCUCUCAGCGACGAAGACGACCAUGGCGACUCCCCGCCUCCCUCACGAGCUCUUCUCUGCACAGCAGAAGGAUGCCGCUGCGUCCGACUCUCCGACUCCUCCGGUUCGGGCUUCCUCUCCUAUUGAAUUCCCCCGCCUCCCUCAUGAACUCUUCAAGAAGGAGAAGAAAAACAACGUAGAGCUGAUCCGAGGCCCCUGCCAUCUCUUUCUCGGCUCAGUCCCAUCACCUCCAUCUUCUUCCGAUGGCGGCGACGGUGAUGAGUUCACAAGCAGCGGUACCGUCAACGUCGAGCUGCAGUUCAACGACUGGACCAAAGUAACCGUCCCAGAAACUGGCUCUCGUGGCUACGCCUUCCCCUGUCCCCUGGCCAAGGAACCCUUCAUCCGCUGUGUUAGCUUCAGAGCAUUAGAGUCCUCGCCUCUCCCCGACUGCCAAGAUAUUCCAGAAUUCCCCAUGGAGCAUCGUCACCGUGAGUUCUUGAAGACGGAGAUCCGCGAGUUUGUCCAUCAAGCGGUACAAGAGGCUGUUGGCGCCAAAUCUGACGUGAAUGUUUAUGUCAAUGUCUACAUGGAGAGGCGGGUGGGGUACGAGGAGGCUGCAAAACUGGCCAGGGAGAUGGAGGCUGCAACGGAGGGGAGAUGGAGGGACGAGAGGGAGGACGGCUGCGAGAAGAGAGAGUGCGCCGUGUGCUGUAACGAGAUAGAGAGCAGGUGGUCCGAAGAGGGCGAGCUCUUCUGUGGCCAUGUUUUCCACUGGGGAUGCAUCGCACCGUGGAUGAGUAGGAAAAAUACAUGCCCCUUGUGCCGGUGCGUGCAGACUAACUAGUGUAAACCAGAAGACUGUGUGAAUAAAAACAGUCUUGCUAGCUACUUGCCUUUGUUUUGAGUAAAGUUUUC
Asparagus officinalis (garden asparagus) is the source of this 1135-nucleotide messenger RNA. RefSeq lists its product as uncharacterized. Bases 261 to 1064 code for a protein of 267 amino acids. Gene Ontology annotation, biological process: ubiquitin-dependent protein catabolic process. The transcript has a single exon. NCBI's taxonomy places the organism in Eukaryota, Viridiplantae, Streptophyta, Magnoliopsida, Asparagales, Asparagaceae. The record is from RefSeq and is a predicted model, not a curated record. Gene Ontology annotation, molecular function: ubiquitin protein ligase activity.